ACUAAACAACGGGUCGCGUUCAGGUUUAAACUCAGUUUUAAGUGACAAUUUGCUACAGUUUUAAUCCAGCUUGGACCGGUUUCUGUGGAAUAUGGACCAACUAGAUGGCUAACAACGUAAAACAUCAAUUGCAGGUUCUUCAAAAACAGAAACUCUGGUGUCCAAAGUAAAUCAUGAGUCCCAAGCGCCUCAGCCUUCGAGUUCAGCUUCAUCUUAAAUUGAGCCUUUCCUGUGAAUCACCCGCAGCAGUCCCCAGCACAGAGGCGAAUCAGGGCUUUGACCCUCCUCAUCAAAGUGACACCAGGACUGUUUAUGUAGCAAACCGUUUCCCUGAGCAUGGCCAUUACAUACCGCAGCGCUUCGCAGACAACAGAAUCAUCUCAUCCAAGUACACAAUCUGGAAUUUUGUCCCCAAGAAUUUGUUCGAGCAGUUUCGCAGGAUAGCGAACUUCUAUUUCCUCAUCAUCUUCCUUGUGCAGUUAAUGAUAGACACUCCAACUUCCCCAGUUACCAGCGGGCUGCCUCUCUUCUUCGUGAUCACAGUUACAGCUAUUAAACAGGGCUACGAGGACUGGCUGAGGCACAAAGCGGACAACGAGGUGAACGGAGCUCCAGUGUUUGUGGUUCGCAGUGGGAGUCUGGUCCAGACAAGAUCCAAAAAUAUCAGGGUUGGGGACAUUGUCCGUGUUGCUAAGGAUGAGACGUUCCCAGCUGACCUGGUGCUGCUGUCGUCGGAUCGUGCGGACGGCACCUGUCACAUCACCACAGCCAGCCUUGAUGGAGAAACCAACCUUAAGACCCAUUUUUCUGUGCCAGAGACGUCGGUGUGUCAGUCGGUGUCCCAGCUGGAGGCCUUGCACGCCGUGGUGGAGUGUCAGCAGCCGGAGGCCGACCUCUACAGGUUUGUUGGACGUGUAACCAUCACGCAGCAUGGCGAAGAGAUCGUCCGACCACUGGGUCCAGAGAACCUGCUGCUGCGAGGAGCCAGGUUGAAAAAUACCAAAGAAAUAUUUGGUGUGGCCGUUUAUACGGGGAUGGAAUCCAAGAUGGCGCUCAACUACAAGUGCAAGUCCCAGAAACGCUCAGCUGUUGAGAAGUCGAUGAACUCCUUCCUGAUCAUCUACCUGGUCAUCCUGCUGUCGGAGGCGAUCCUCAGCACCAUCCUGAAGUACGCCUGGCAGUCCGAAGACAAGUGGAACGAGCCUUUCUACAACCAGAAGACCGAGCAGGAGAGAAACAGCAGCCCGAUCCUUCAGUUCAUCUCAGACUUCCUGGCGUUCCUGGUUCUCUACAACUUCAUCAUUCCCAUCUCGCUCUAUGUUACUGUGGAGAUGCAGAAGUUUCUGGGCUCCUUUUUCAUUGGCUGGGAUAUGGACCUGUACCACGAGGAGAGUAACCAGAAAGCUCAGGUCAACACGUCUGACCUCAAUGAGGAGUUGGGACAGGUUGAAUAUUUGUUUACAGACAAGACGGGUACGCUAACAGAAAAUGAAAUGCAGUUCCGCGAGUGUUCGAUAAACGGCAUCAAGUACCGGGAGAUGAACGGCAAACUGGUACCAGAGGGGAUGACGGGGGAUUCACCAAGCGGUUCUUCACCUCAGCUGAUGACUGAGGAGUUAUUAUUCCUCAAGGCCGUGUCACUGUGUCACACCGUCCAGAUCAGCUACAACCAGUCAGAGUCCUGGCUGGGAGGGGAUCCGUUCUCCCACACCAACAGUUUCUCCUUCAGCCACAUGGAGUACUACGCCUCCUCACCGGAUGAGAAGGCGUUGGUUGAGGGAACGAAGAGAAUUGGCGUGGCGUUCACAGGCUGCACCGGGGACACCAUGGAAAUAAAUACAUUUGGGAAAUCUGAAAAGUAUAAACUGCUCCAUGUGUUGGAGUUUGAUCCAAACCGCAGGAGGAUGAGCGUCAUACUGCAGACUCCCUCAGGAGGGAAAGUGAUUUUCACAAAGGGUGCCGAGUCGGCCGUCUUGCCUUUCGCCACGACUGGAGAGAUUGAAAAAACCAGGCUGCAUGUGGACGAGUUUGCUUUGAAAGGUUUGCGUACCCUCGUUGUCGCAUGCCGUCACUUCAGUCCGGAGGAGUACAUCGCUGUGAACAAGCGGCUGACGUUUGCUCGCACAGCUCUGCAGCGGCGUGAGGAGAAACUGCAGCAAGCUUUCGCCUACAUCGAAAACAAUCUGCACGUCCUGGGAGCGACCGGCGUCGAAGACAAGCUUCAAGACAAAGUUCCGGAGACGAUCGAAGUCCUGCGUCUGGCGGGAAUCAAAGUAUGGGUGCUGACGGGGGACAAACACGAGACGGCGGUCAGCGUCAGCUUGUCGUGCGGCCAUUUCCACCGAACCAUGAACAUCCUGGAGCUUCUGCAGCAGCGCUCCGACAACGAGUGUGCAGAGCAGCUCCGCAGGCUGGCCCGCAGGAUAAAGGAAGACCACGUCAUCCAGCACGGCUUGGUGGUCGACGGCGCUAGUCUGUCGUUAGCAUUGAGGGAACAUGAGAAGCUAUUUAUGGAAGUGUGUAAAAGCUGCUCAGCUGUGCUCUGCUGCCGCAUGGCCCCGCUGCAAAAAGCCAAGGUUGUUCGCCUGCUAAAGACUUCUCCAGAAAAGCCAAUAACAUUAGCUGUUGGGGACGGAGCCAAUGACGUCAGUAUGAUACAGGAAGCUCAUGUAGGCAUAGGCAUCAUGGGAAAGGAGGGUCGUCAGGCCGUGAGAAACAGUGACUAUGCAAUCGCCAGGUUUAAGUUCCUGGCUAAACUCCUGCUGGUCCACGGCCACUUCUACUACAUUCGAAUUGCUACUCUUGUACAGUACUUUUUCUACAAGAAUGUGUGUUUUAUUACACCACAGUUUUUAUACCAGUUCUUCUGCUUGUUUUCACAACAAACUCUGUAUGACAGUGUUUACCUGACGCUGUACAACAUCUGCUUCACCUCGCUGCCCAUCCUGGUGUACAGUCUGUUUGAGCAGCUGGUCCACCCCGACAUCCUGCAGGCUAAACCUGGCCUCUACAGAGACAUCAGCAAGAACUCUCUGCUGUCGUUCCGGACGUUCCUGUACUGGACGGCGUUGGGCUUCACUCACGCCUUUACGUUUUUCUUUGGCUCCUACCUCCUGAUGGGGGAGGACACCUCUCUCAUGAGCAACGGACAGAUGUUGCGAGCUAACAGGCAGCUGAUGUUUGGGAACUGGACGUUUGGAACGCUCGUCUUUACUGUCAUGGUCAUCACCGUCACGCUAAAGCUCGCGUUGGAGACUCAGUUCUGGACCUGGAUGAACCAUUUUGUGACAUGGGGCUCAAUCGCUUUCUAUUUCAUCUUCUCUUUGUUUUACGGAGGCAUCAUCUGGCCGUUCUUGCACACCCAGGACAUGUACUUUGUCUUCGUCCAGCUGCUGUCCUGCGGCUCGGCCUGGUUCGCCAUCGUCAUCAUCGUCCUCACCUGCCUGUUUCCUGAAGUGAUGAAGAAGGUCCUCUACAGACACCUGUGUCCCACCAGUACACAGAAGAGCCAGUCUCUAUCCGCCCCGCAGGCCCUCAGCUGUGUGGAGUCCCUGUGCUGCUACCAACAUGGGCAAAGCGGCUGUUCCCGCCUGGCCCGCCUCCUGGAACAAAUGACGGGACAAUGCAAGGCCGGCGUCAACAAUUGCCACACAUCCAGCCGCAGCAACAGGUCUUGGAACGACACAGAGAACUUCUACUCCAAUGACCGCACCAUCCUGACUCUGUCGCCCAUCGAGGCCAGCCGCUGUUGACUCCCACGGCCGCCACCCCUAACACACACACCGUGAGAAAUGCUCGGAGCUCAGCUGAAGAUCCUGCUGCUUCCAGGAAUCUGUCUGAUCCACUGCUGCACCUUUAAACUCCCGGUCAGACGGGAACGAGUUCUGUAGCAUCUAGAGGUUCUGCCGGGACCUGCAACAUAAUCUACUGUGGUACCAAAGACCGACCGGAUCAAGACUGCAGUGUAGCUCUUUAUUUUUGUGCCUGAUUGAAGCUGAUAUAGUUGUAGUUAUUUUGUUGUGCCCUCUUGUCUCCCCGGAUGAGGCCGGAUGUUUAAAAGCCAUAUAAUUAAUCCAAGUGAUGGAGCUGCAGAUUAAACUGUUAGAGCCUCUUGUUUCCUUGUUCUUGUUCCCUGCACUGCAAAAACACAAAAUCUCACCAAGUAUUUUUGAUCUGGUUUCUAAUACAAAUAUCUCAGUACACAUAAGAUAAGACACACCUAACUGACCAGUAGCUCUUCAGGAAGACAGGAGCGUUUUAACUCAGUAAUGGCUUAAUAUUGAUGAAAAAGUACCAUUUAUAAGGGAACUAAAACGUCUUAUUUCAAUUGUUUCACUUAUAACUAGCAGUGUUCAUGAAUAUUAAAGAGUUAUUGACUUAAAACAAGCUCAUAUAUUGUGCUGAAAAGUUGCUUGUACAUUAGUAACAGUUGCACUGGAAACUAGACCAAAAUACUUUGUAGGAUUUUGUGUUUUUGAAGUGAAAAAUGCCUUUUCUCCAUCAGCCUGGCGACCAAAAGCCUCUUAGCGUUACAGAACCACAAACCGCAGGGAUUAUUUUAAGGAUACAAGGCAGGAAAAUGCAGAACCAGGUUCCUGAACGUUUCCCAGAGUAAUAAUUUAUCGUUCUGCGUAAUGGUGAGAAGCUUAUGGAAGUCGGUGUUGAUGUUCUUUAACACUGCAAAAACACAAAAUCUUACCAAGUUUGGUUUAGUUUCUAGUGCAAAUAUUAUUACACUUGAUUUAAGACAAAACUGGUUUACAAUUAACUUUUCAGCAAAAAGUUGGAGCUUGUUUAAGUCAAUAAUAACUUAAUAUUAAUAAAAAUAUGAAUCAGUUUGACGGCACUGCGCCGUUACCUAGCAACCCCAGCCAAGCCCAGCCCGUCUCCUAGCAACCGAGUUCUAGUUCCACUGGCAAAUGAUUUCACUUAUUAUAACAAAAAAAAUUUUCCAUGUUAUAAGUGAAACCUUUUCAUCAAUGUUUAGGAAUAGACUCAAAACAAACUUCUAGAUCUUGCUGAGAAGUUGCCUGUAAGUUAGUUUUGUCUCAUAUUAAGCGUACUAAGAUGUUUGCACUAGAAAUGAAACCAGAUUAGUUGGUAAUAUUUAGUGUUUUUGCAGUGAAAGUAGACAGAAGAAUGUUUUCAUGUUCAGGAAAAUUCCUUCAGAAAGAAAAGCUGAGCGUUUGCACAAACCACAUAUCAAAAAUAUCACAUUUCCCUGCUUCUCAUUGCUUUAAAAGAAAUUCAUUAACACCUUCUUAGAAAUCAUCCACGUCACGUUUUUGCUGUUUUCUUUUCGCCACAUACGUUUCCUCCGUGUGUGUGAAUGUGAGUGUUGAGGCUUCCUGAAGGCUACUAAUUCCCACCAAGACGACUAACUGGUUUAAACUGGACACCAGAAGCCUCAGCACACCCAGGAAGAACAGGAAUCAGUUUCCAUUUGCUAAUUAUUUGAAUAUUGUUGUUUAUUUUCUGUAAGAAACACAAAUAGGUGCGACUGAUGAUGGGAAGGUGUAUUUAUUAUAGCUGUAAAAAGUUUUUUUUGUUGUUUUUCUUGCAUAUAUCACCUUAUUGGUUCAUGGAGCUUAAAGGUAAAUGUCCGGUUUGAAUAAUUAAAUGAUAAUUUACUAAAAUGCUCUUUCAACCAGCUGACCUCAUAGUUGCUGAUCUACGAGGAUGGACCUUCAUUCAUUGAUGCUGUUUAAAUAAAAUUAUCAAGUUUCUUGGAGCGUUUUGUGGAAAGCAGUUGAAUCAAGUCUCCUGAAAAUAUUUUUGUGACAUUAAAAAGCAGUUAAAGUGAA
Messenger RNA from Xiphophorus couchianus (Monterrey platyfish), 5804 nucleotides. It is a transcript of the gene atp11b, whose product is annotated as ATPase phospholipid transporting 11B. The coding region runs from base 174 to 3752 and encodes 1192 amino acids. Gene Ontology annotation, biological process: phospholipid translocation. Lineage: Eukaryota; Metazoa; Chordata; Actinopteri; Cyprinodontiformes; Poeciliidae. The transcript has 33 exons. Gene Ontology annotation, cellular component: recycling endosome; endoplasmic reticulum; plasma membrane. The record is from RefSeq and is a predicted model, not a curated record. Gene Ontology annotation, molecular function: ATP binding; ATPase-coupled intramembrane lipid carrier activity; ATP hydrolysis activity.